Molecule: messenger RNA, 2158 nt
Organism: Paramacrobiotus metropolitanus
Lineage: Eukaryota; Metazoa; Tardigrada; Eutardigrada; Parachela; Macrobiotidae
Exons: 8
Coding region: 385-2010 (541 amino acids)
Biological process (GO): proteolysis
Molecular function (GO): metalloendopeptidase activity; zinc ion binding
Source: RefSeq, a predicted model, not a curated record
ACGCGAACUACUACGAAACAAAGCAGCGCUUUUCUAGGCAAAUGCAGUCAAACUCAUUAGUCUUAGCAACAUGAUACGGUUGAUUACGGCUGCAAUUUCUAUUGUCUGGACGCUGGCAACGGCCAGCACGUUGCCCCCAAACUGGCGCGAUUUUAUCCAUCCCGAGAUGAUAUCAGCAAAUGGCGACGCAAACCCUGAUCGUUUUCACAUUGACUUAGCGGAAGGAGACAUUGUAGGGAUCGAGACAAUCCAGACGCAAGGUGCUGCCAACGCUAUGAAUGAUGUUGGUCUUUUAUGGCCGAAUAACACCGUCCCCUACGAAUUUACCCGGAAGCAGUUUGCCUCAUUUACUCCUGCAGAGAGAGAUUCAUUAUUUUGGAAUCCAUGAGCAUUAUCAGUCUCAUGACUGGAAAGUGUGUGAAAUUUGUUCCGCGGACUACCGAAGACGAUUAUAUUAUGUUUGUGAGAGGCAUUCAAUGUAUGUCUAGUAUCGGACGCAUUGGGAAACGGCAGGAAAUAGCCUUGGCGCCCAGUUGCUUAAAGCAUCACGGCGAUGUCCAGCAUGAAAUAAUGCACGCUUUGGGAUUUCUUCACGAACAGUCGCGAGCGGAUAGAGAUAAUUAUGUCAUUAUUAUCGACGAAAAUAUAGCGGAAGGCGCUAAGAACCAGUUCGCAAAGUACGAAGCGGGUAACACGUACGGACUUCCUUAUGACUAUGAAUCCAUCAUGCAUUACCCUUUCAACGCGUUCGCCAAAAACAAUGAAAUGCCAACGGUGGUGCCGAAAGCCCGCCGAUCCCGAACAGGCCAGCAUGACAACCUGAGUCCGCUUGAUGUGGCGAGAAUCCAUCGACGUUUCGGGUGCCGGGCUGCCGCAGCAAGCAGUUUCACAGGGCUACUCAACAUUCAGAUUCCAUCAGUUAGCCCGCUGCCUGCUACAACAGAAACAUCGUCAACAGAUUCAAGCAUAACCACAUUGACCUACACAGCGACAGAGAGAUCUGAGCGCAGAAUAGCAGCCGUCUGGCUAUCCAGGAAUGCACGGACUUGGAAGCCAAUCAACAGCGCAACGGUGUAUGCUACUCUGAGAGAUGCAAGCCAUCUCCCAUUUGACAGUCAAACUGCAAUUACAAAUUCUUUCGGAGAAUUCACGCUGUCCUUACCAGUAGGCGGCUCCUACACUAUAACAUUCGAGAUGCAUGGGUUUUUUCCGAUUUUCCUACAAGGUUUCCAAAGCGAUCUCCAGCUGGACGGUAAGAGCACAAUGGAGCCAUUGUUGUGGAUCAACAACACAUUUGCCGGAAAUGGGACAGCCCAAGGAAAUCUCAGAUACAUGCAGUCUGAUAGCUACGAUGAUUUCACAUACGCCCCUUCGGUAAUUGUUAACAUUCGCAACGGCCUGAACAAUGUUUCCGGGCCCAUUCUCGCGACAGCCAGAACGGAUUCGAUUGGUCACUGGAGUCAGGAUCUACCAUCGGGGUAUUACACGGCAAGUGUCAGCGCGACAGGACACAUGCCGAAAGUUUUCCCGGUCGUCGUUUGGGGUGGAGGCGGCUUAGGCACCCUUCAGUCACUGAUGCCUGACGUGUCUUACGAUGACAUUCGGAUAAUCCUCUUCAGUGCUCGGCAUAACUAUAUGCAACUGGUGGUCGAAGGGCCUCUGCAAGACAGCCAACAGCGUACACGUGUUGAAUGUCAGGGAACGAAAUCGAGCGCUGAUAAGCUGAUUCGUAACGACUAUUGUGGGCAGUGGGCCGACAGCACCGUCAUCUCGAAGCAGCUGCCAGGCACGUACCGGAUCAGCGUAUACUAUUAUGACCGCUACGGAGUAACGAGCUGGCGUUUGGCUAACUCCCUUUCUGUUGUCGAACUCCAUCGUGGUAAAAAUCUAUGGGCAAGGUAUUAUGUCCCCAAUCGUCCUGGCGACACGUGGAACGUGGCGGAGUUUAACGGGCUAAAUAUUACAACAAUAAAUGAAAUUACGACAUUGGAGCACAACAUUUAUGGCUAACCAGAGUUGCUUCUAUGUUUAACCAUAAUUUGCAUUGUGUUGUCCUCUAUCUUGCCUGCUACUGCUUCACACAUUCGGGCCUAUGUUUGCAACGGACGCGGGUAACGACUGAAAAAAGCAAAUAGGAAUGUUACGAGUAUAAAAUUAU